CCUGAACUUGCACAUCUAGCUCUGUUCAUUUGUGUUGGUACCAUUUUUCCAUAUUUCCAACCCGCAUUUAAGCAGCAACCAUGACCCAGCUAGAGACAGCCAUGGCCAUCCUGAUGAAGACCUUUGAUACAUAUGCUGCUAGCGAGGGCAGUAAGAGUAGCCUGAGCAAAGGCGAGGUCAAGACCCUGCUGGAGAAGGAGCUGCCUGGACUGCUGAAGUCGGCAAAGAACCCAGCCGAUGUUGACAAGCUGCUCAAAAGUCUGGAUUUCAAUGGAGACUCAGAGGUGGACUUUAGUGAAUUCGUGGUGAUGGUAGCUGCUCUCACAUGCGCCUGCCACGACCGCAGCCCCAAGAAGUGAGCGUGGCGACUGCACCCUGGGGUGGGGCCCGGAAGAUGGCAACAGCCAUUCCCUCUAAUAAUCAAUGACGUGGUUUCUGUUAAGACUGAAUAAACCGAUUCAUUUACUUUUA
Molecule: messenger RNA, 471 nt
Organism: Pungitius pungitius (ninespine stickleback)
Lineage: Eukaryota; Metazoa; Chordata; Actinopteri; Perciformes; Gasterosteidae
Product: protein S100-P-like
Exons: 2
Coding region: 81-359 (92 amino acids)
Molecular function (GO): calcium ion binding; transition metal ion binding; calcium-dependent protein binding
Source: RefSeq, a predicted model, not a curated record